AUGGUUAGUCUUAAUGAAAAAAAAUCUAAAAUUCGAUAUGUUAUACAAAACAAAACUGAAUGGGUUGAUGAUGGAAAUAAAUUUGGUAAGAGAAUGCUUGAAAAAAUGGGUUGGAAAACAGGUGUUGGAUUAGGAAAAAAUGAAGAUGGAAGAACAGAACAUAUUGAUUUAAAAUAUAAAUCAAAUUUAAAAGGAGUUGGUUUUGUUAAUGGUCAAUAUGAUUCAACAUGGAUUUCUCAUUCACAUUCAUUUGAUUCACUUCUUCAACAACUUAAACAAUCUCAUCCAUCAUCUUCUUCAUCUUUAAUUCACGAUUUUAAUCAAACUCUUCAACAAACUAAAACAAGAUUUACUUAUAAAAAACAAUCAAGUGGAAAAGAUUUAAGUUCAAGAUCAAAUAAUGAACUUGAUUCUGUAUUUGGUUGGAAUAAAGAUAAGAAAAUAAAUUUUGAUCAAAUAAAACAAGAUGAACAUGAAGAUGAAGAAAAGAAAAGUGAAAUAAUAUCAGAUAAUAUUUAUAAAACAAGUAAACAAUCAAUUCAAGAUUAUUUUAAAGAAAAAUCAAAAAAAAAGGCUAAAAUUAUAUCUGAACAAUAUCAAUCUUCAGAUAAUUGUACACCAUAUGUUCGCGUUAAUCCUGAAAGAAUAAAAGGAAUUGUUCUAACUAACAAAUUUGAUUCAUCCCCAGGUUUUAAAAAACCUGAUGAUGCAAGUUUUAAAAUAGCAAGUCAUAUUCUUGAUUUUGUUCUUCAUGAAGUUGAAUAUGGAAGAAUUCCAAAAAAAUUACUUCCAUUUCAAUCGGGUGUUGGAAAUGUUGCUAAUGCUGUUUUGGCUUGUAUAGCUCAAGAUAAUCGGUUUAAAUUAAUUGAAAUGUAUACAGAAGUAAUACAAGAUUCAAUAUUUGAUUUACUUGAUAGUGAUAAACUUCGUUUUGCAUCAACAACAGCAUUAACUUUUUCAUCAGAAGGACAAAAAAGAUUUUUUAAUCAAUUAAUGGAUCUUAAAUCAAAAUUUAUUUUACGUCCUAUGGAAAUAUCAAAUAAUCCGGAAGUUAUACGUAGAAUUGGUCUUAUUACAAUGAAUACAGCAUUAGAAGCUGAUAUUUAUGGAAAUGUUAAUUCAACACAUGUUCUUGGAUCUGCAAUGAUGAAUGGAGUUGGUGGAAGUGGAGAUUUUACUAGAAAUGCUUAUGUAUCAAUGUUUAUGGCUCCAUCAAUUGCUAAAGGUGGAAAAAUCUCAGCAUUUGUUCCAAUGGUAUCACAUGUUGAUCAUAAUGAACAUUCCGUUCAAAUAAUGGUUAGUGAACAAGGUUUAGCUGAUUUACGUGCUAAAACUCCAAAACAACGAGCUAAAUUAAUAAUUGAUAAAUGUGCUCAUCCAAUGUAUAAAGAUCUCUUAAAAGAAUAUUUUCAACAUGCAGAACGUGUUACAUUUGGUCACCAUACACCACAUGAUCUCAAGCAAGCUCUUUCAUGGCAUAUUAGAUUACAAGAAACUGGUUCAAUGCAUCCCGAUCAUCAAACAACAAGUAAAGAUACUGAACAAGCAGCACGUAAAAUCGAUCAAACAGCGGCAACGAAAAAAUAA
This is a messenger RNA of Rotaria sp. Silwood2, 1587 nucleotides long. The record is from the annotation of a GenBank genome assembly. NCBI's taxonomy places the organism in Eukaryota, Metazoa, Rotifera, Eurotatoria, Philodinida, Philodinidae.